Chondrus crispus (carragheen) is the source of this 1297-nucleotide messenger RNA. RefSeq lists its product as hypothetical. Bases 1 to 1092 code for a protein of 363 amino acids. Gene Ontology annotation, molecular function: poly(A)-specific ribonuclease activity. NCBI's taxonomy places the organism in Eukaryota, Rhodophyta, Florideophyceae, Gigartinales, Gigartinaceae. Gene Ontology annotation, biological process: nuclear-transcribed mRNA poly(A) tail shortening. The record is from RefSeq and is a predicted model, not a curated record. The transcript has 2 exons. Gene Ontology annotation, cellular component: cytoplasm; nucleus; CCR4-NOT complex.
AUGGCUGUCCGAAAGAUCCCGAAACCGCCACCAGAACGCCGAAUGCUCAACUUGGCUACGGGAGAGUUUUACAACGCGAAGACUAAGCGCCCGGGGACGUUCAGAGUCGUGACAUACAACAUCCUGUCCGAAAUUUAUGCGAACGCCCAAGCCUAUCCACGCUGCCCGUCAUGGGCGUUGGCAUGGACGUACCGGAAGCGCAAUUUGAUCCGCGAGAUGGCCCAAUUCGAUGCAGAUAUCCUGUGCCUGCAAGAGGUCCAGGCUGAUCACUACGAAGAUCACUUUCAGCCAUACUUUUCGCGUCUUGGCUACGAAGGUUGCUUCAAGGUGAAGACGAGAGAAUCAAUGGGGCGAAAGGGCAAAAUUGAUGGAUGCGCAACCUUCUUUCGAAAAGACAUGUUUGUCUUACGAGAACAGCACAUUGUAGAAUAUAACGCCAUUGCACACUCAAGGACAAAGGAAUCGCGCACUUUGAAUAGAUGUCUGAAGGGUAAUGUCGGCCUCAUUCUCAUCCUCGAUGUUAUCGACGGGUCAGGGCCAAUCGUUGUUGCAAACACUCACACUUACUGGGACCCAGACCUCACAGAUGUCAAAUUGUUCCAAGUGGAUGUCUUCAUGCAGGAACUGGAGUUAUUAAUUUCAAGUCGCAGACUAGGUCCCGACGUCCCAAUUAUCCUUGGAGGUGAUUUCAACUCCGAACCGGUUAGCUCUGUCUACGAGUUGAUAUCAACAGGGACGUGCUCGCUCACGAAGCCAGAUGUCCCAGAUGACAUAUACAACGUUCUGUCUUCGUGUCGCUUGCAGCAUAAUCUGCACAUGCGCUCGACGUAUGCUCUGACCGGUUCAGAACCAGCGUUCACGAAUUAUACGCAUAAUUUCGUUGGCGUGUUAGAUUACAUUUGGUAUGGCUCUGACAGUAUUGUACCAACGGCAGUCAUGGAGAUUCCGGACGUACAGCGGCUGUUCGGUAAGGAAGCAGAGACGAACGCCGAGGACGGGAUUCCCAACGCACAGUGGAGUUCUGAUCACGUUGCACUCAUGGCAGAUUUUCAGCUUCUGAAACGGCCAGGCAUGACCCAUCACCAGAUGUAAUUCCCUUUUCCCUGUAGCAAAACCUCUUUCACUCCAUUGCCAAUACAGUUUAACACGUUGAACAAACGCGCUGUUGUACUGGAUCUCCAAGAUGACGGGAGAGGCAAGGUUUCCCUUCCUUUCUUAUUCGCAUGACCAUAACCCCAUGCACGUAAAUACGAACGACGCCCGUGUUAUCCACAAUUAAUGCGCGAGUGUCUCCACU